AUGGAGGAGAUAGACGAGGUUGAAAUAAUAGGAGAGGAACUGAGUCGAGCGAGAGAGCAAUAUGAAUGGGCCAUGAACGGCCGGUGGGAAAGCCUAAAACGAUUCUACAAGGAUCAUGUGUUCGAAGUAUUUGGGCAAAUGACAACGAAGUACGAUACUGUACUUCAAGUGGCAGGCUUGGCUGGACGCAAAGACGUGCUUCAGUUUUUGAUUUCACAGAUAGAAGACAGGGAUGCAUUGAUAGUGGCGAACAACCGCGGCAACACUCCGCUUCAUGAGGUAGCUGCGUCUGGAAAUUUGGACGCAGCACAGCUGUUGGUGGAGUAUUCUUUUGAUCAUAACGUGGAAAGUAGUUAUGCAAGUCCGGUGUUGGUGGAGAUUAAGAACCACUUAGGAGAAACCCCACUCUACAGGGCUGCUGCUUUUGGUCGCACAGACUUGGUCCAAUAUUUGGCUAACCAAGUGGACGACGAUAAAAUAGAGCAGCACUUCCAAAGAAAAGAUCAAGUAUCCAUUCUUCAUAUCGCAGUACUUGGCCAACAUUUUGGCCUUUGUAAGGAUGAUAACAUUGAUCAGGACCCAGCAAAUCAAAACGAUGACUUGGAGAGCAGAUUUAAUCAGCCUUCCCAAUCUACUUUUUCAAACAAGAUUAUGACAACUAGAACUGGAAUAUCACAAAUUGUGGAAAAGAUUUUGAAGUGUCAUCCUCAAGCAGUUGAGGCGCACGAUAUCAAGCAUCAACAAAACAUUUUGCACAUGGCCAUUAAGUAUCGUCGGUUGGCCAUCUUUAAGAUUGUAAAGAAGAACAAAUUUAUAACCUCAAGGCUGGCUGACACGAUUGAUAGCGAUGGGAACUCCAUAUUGCACCACGCUGCAGAUAUGAGCUAUUACACAGAUACGAGCUAUUAUUCUGUGGACGCUAAAGGUACAUAUGGUCCUGCAUUUCAGUUGCAAGAAGAAUUGCAGUGGAUGGCGCGUGUGCAAAAGAUAAUCCCAGUUAAUUACACCAUGCACCGCAACAAGAAGGGUGUAACAGCGGAUGAGCUCUUUUCUAGGCAGCAUGCAAAGCUUCUUCAGUCAGCAAAAGUAUGGAUGAAAGAAACUGCUCAGUCAGGCUCGGUCGUGGCGGCUUUGGUGGCCACCGUGGCCUAUGCAGCUGAGUACACGGUUCCCGGGGGUACUAAUCAGAACGGGCUUCCUAAUCUCUGGCACUCUCCUUUCUUCAAAGCAUUCACCAUUUCGAACACUGUCUCGCUUAUCUUCUCAUUGACUUCUUUGGGCACGUUUCUCAAUAUCACGAGGUCUCCAUUUGAGUACAAAAACUUUCAACAUUCUCUUCCCUUCAAGCUGAAUUUAGGGUUCCUCCUUCUCUUCUGCUCGCUGCUAGUGUCCAUGCUCUCCUUCGCUGCUACUAUUGUGCGCUUGAUUCAUCAUCAAAAGAUAUGGUCAAUUUCCCUCAUUUACGUUGUUGUUGCCAUUCUUCCUUUCUCUGUGUUUGGGCUCAACCGUAAUCCUUUUUAUGAAGUAUUUUUCAAAGGUUGGAAAUACAUUAAAAAGAAACUUAGGUGUUGUAAGGUUUCCUGUUAG
This is a messenger RNA of Prunus avium (sweet cherry), 1587 nucleotides long. The record is from RefSeq and is a predicted model, not a curated record. Lineage: Eukaryota; Viridiplantae; Streptophyta; Magnoliopsida; Rosales; Rosaceae.